UGUCAGCAACUUCACGAUGGCAGACGUUCAGUUUGCUCCUUUGCGGAGUCUGAGCGACUUUAUGCUGGAGUCAGCGCGCUUCCAGAUGCCAAACUUGAAUGACCCAGAUAAAUGGGCUAACAGGGUGAUGCACAACUUGUAUUACUUCCAGACAAACUAUUUCCUGAUGACAAUCAUAGUAUUCCUCGUCAUAGGGAUCCUACACCCAGUGAAGAUGGUGUGUGGAUUUGCAGCAAUAGCGGCGGCCUUUGGUGUGUUUGUUUACUGUACUAACAGUCAGUGGACGGCUCGCAGAUUCAAGAAAAACCACCCAGUAAUUAGUCUGAUCAUCAUUGUGGCAGCCGGCUAUCUGCUCGUGUACAUGUUUGGGGCUGUCAUUGUUUUCAUGUUCGGGAUUGCUUUUCCACUGUUGUUGACCUUGAUUCAUGCUUCCUUGAGAAUGAGAGGAUUAAAAAACAAAUGGACAAACAAACUGGAGACCGCGGGACUGAAGAGGACACCGAUGGGAAUUAUACUGGAUGGACUGGGACAGGAACAGGAAGUCACUAUGUAGAAACAGGAAGUGAAGGGCAUUGUGGGAACAGGAAAAGGAUGUCAGAGGAAUCAUGGAAGUUGGGCAUUCUUAACUUGUUUAUAAGGAGUUUAAGAUGUUUUGGGAUGGAGGUCAUUUAGUGUGAAGGUGAUAUUCAUACAAAGAGUUAAUUUUUUGCAUUUUUUUUUUUUUGGAUGUGUUUUCUCUUUUUGAACCUGUCAUUUUGCUUUGAAUUUAAGAUAUGAUUUUAUUGACAGUUUUACUGAGCAUAUGGUUUUUCAUGUCACCUUACUUUCUGUGAAGUUAGUUAUUAAAAAAUAUUUGGUGAAUAUUGUUGAUAAUCUUUAGUUAAGGUAUGAAGUCUUGCCCAAUUACACAAAAAUAAAUUCUAAUGCAAAUAAAAAUUUAGUUAUUUAGGAUGAUAUAGACUGUGUUCAGUGUAAGGACUAGAUCCAAACACCAAAAUUUGUUUGUAUUUUUUUUAAUGCCUUUUUUAUUGAUCUUUCAUUCUGUAUUAAAACAAGAUGUGUUGAUUGAGAGUUUUAUGAUUAAAUGGAGUUAAAUUAAAUUGAAUAUUAGUAUAAUGUCCAUUCUUUAGCAUGAUAUUGUUUAAAUUGUACAUGAAUGAAGUGCUGAAAUACUGAUGUAUACAUAUAAAUGUAUAGACAGUGCUAAAUGUAGGACCACACAUUAGGUUUGUGCCAUAAAGUUUACUGAAUGAGACAACAGCAGUCUGUAACUUAAAGAAGAACGAGCUUUUACAAAGAGAGAUAACUCUUUCAAUUUCUGGUAAGAGGGAUAACUCUUCAUUUUUUUUCUAAGAGAUAACUCUUAUGAAAAUCGGGUUCUUUUUCUGAAUUUUUUUUUAAAACAAUUAUAUGUCUUAAACCCUACUGAUAAUGCUUAUAUAUUUUUUUGCAUCACCAUUUUAUGUUAAGAGUUCUUCCCCUAUAAGGACUAAAAUUUUGUGUUCAAAUAGAAGUGGAUAUUGAAUGAUUUAUCACUCAUCAAUCUGUAAAUUAAAGAUUAUAUACUAAACAACCAACACAAUAACUCAAACUAAAUUCAGAUUUAAAAAAUGAAAAUUACAAAGCCAUUCUGUUGUCUCUGAUUUUGUUUUCCACUUAUAUAAAUAUGUAGUUUCAUGAUUUUUGAAAUAUUAUGCAGAAAGUGGAUGUUUCUUGUUCAUUAUUGCUUGUGGAAUUAUUUACUUACUUGUUUUGAUUGGGUAUUUUUAAUAUAUGUCAUAGCAUUCAAAAUAUUCAUGUUUCCAGUUUGAAAUUAUAACUGUUCAUAUAAUUUUUUUCAAAGGUACCUUUUAAAUAAAUGCAACUCAUUUUUUUUCUCAAGUUAACAGGAAGGGAGAAUGUGAAUGCGUUUUUGUAAUUUUUACCUAUGAUUGCAAAACUCUGAAUGAAAUUAAGUACUUGAAGAAAUAACUGUUGUAUGGUUUUAAAGCAUGUGCAAUAAUUCAUGAUAAUGACCAUGUUGAGAUUAAUCAAGUGUUAUAUAAUCUGUGUGAUACAAAUUCUACAUUGUAUUGUUUACUUUAUUCACAUUUUUUUAAAUGUAAAAACAAAUUAAAUACUUUUAUCAUUUUACAAUUUAUAGAAGAUAGCUGUUUCCUUAAGUGUGACUAUUCUGACUGAAAUCUUUCUUAAUUUGGUUAAAACAUUUUCAAAUUUUGCACCAUUGGAACUCUUUUGAAAUGGGAGGAAAAUUUAUCGCCCACAAUUACAUCAUGUGACAAGAGGACAAGGGAAGUAAAUGCAUACACAAUUUACAGAAUUUUAAAAGAUACUUAAUUGCAGAAGGAAAAUAAUAUUUUACCUUGGAUCAAUUUUAAUUCUGCAAACAUUAGUAAAGGCAUGUAGCAUGCAUUUGCACUUAACCUCACUGAUGUAGCAAGUCUGAAUGUGAAAUCACCAAAUGACACAUAAAAUUUACAGCCAAGUAAUUAUGUAAACAGAGAUUCCUAACAAAUAGUAUAAGAUAAAAAAAUAAGAUGAGGUAAGAUUUCAAAAUUCAAAUUCUGUUUAUGUAAGUGACUGAUAAAGUAUUACAGCUGUUAGGUCUGUAAACUCCUUGCCUGCCGAAGUCAUCCCAGUGCAUUAAAUUCACAAGAGAUUUUCUGCAAUUGCUAAUUCACUAUUAAUAUAAACACAAAAAUAUUGUAAAGAAGUAUUCCCAUGCCAAUUUUAGGUUACUUUUUCUGUUUCUUUUACAGAAGAUUUCUGACUGUCUAGUCUCCAAAUGUUUAAAACUGUUAAUCAUUCUUAAGAGUGAAAUUACUAUUCCUUAAAAAAAAAAUUGCAUCCUAUUCUUUUUGGCCAGGUGAAAAUGAUAAAUUCAGACUAUACAAAAAUUUGUACAUACAUACAUGUAAUUAUUAAGUCCCAUGAUAUUUAAGAAAAAUACAAAAAAAUUAUAUAUAAUUAAGUCCCAUGAUUUUCAGGAAAACCUAAACUAUUGACUGAGAGUGUGAGAUUGGAUGUUUAUUUUUCAGUUGCUUAGUUUGGUACAUGUAUGUCUGUGAUUGAAGAAUAUGUAUGGAUUAAUUUUGCUGAAAUCUAGGUUGUAUUUUUACUUCUUCCAGAUUACACUGUAGCUUGCAUUGUAUCUUUUAUCAGACAGAUUAUGCUUAAGAGGUUUAUCAGAUUGUUGCAUUUUGAUGUUCUGAUUUUGUGUGUUAAUGGCUUCCUCACAAAUGACAAAAACCAAUUCUCCAUUAAGUAGACUUGAGACACACCUGUAUAAACCACCUGUACUUGUCUUGAAUGAUUUUCUAGAAACAUUGGUGUUUUUUGUUGUGUACUUGUUUUAUUGGUCAUCUCUUGUAUUUAUCUCUAUAGAUGUGAGGUAAAAUCGUAUAACAACUUAAUAAAUCCAGUGAAUUUUU
Saccostrea echinata is the source of this 3431-nucleotide messenger RNA. Its product is annotated as PRA1 family protein 3-like. The record is from RefSeq and is a predicted model, not a curated record. Gene Ontology annotation, cellular component: membrane. NCBI's taxonomy places the organism in Eukaryota, Metazoa, Mollusca, Bivalvia, Ostreida, Ostreidae. Bases 17 to 553 code for a protein of 178 amino acids. The transcript has 3 exons.